This is a messenger RNA of Trematomus bernacchii (emerald rockcod), 1365 nucleotides long. RefSeq names its product autophagy related 101 (gene atg101). The transcript is spliced from 2 exons. NCBI's taxonomy places the organism in Eukaryota, Metazoa, Chordata, Actinopteri, Perciformes, Nototheniidae. The record is from RefSeq and is a predicted model, not a curated record. Gene Ontology annotation, cellular component: phagophore assembly site. Gene Ontology annotation, biological process: autophagosome assembly; autophagy. Bases 298 to 954 code for a protein of 218 amino acids.
AUCAUUACCACAUCUUGCUGUCCCAUUUGUUAGCAAACAACUAGCUAGCUAGUUAGCUAGCUUUUAUUACAAUGUCCCAGUCGACCGUUCGCACACGUGGCAUUUGUAGUCAGCUGAGCCGUUAUGAAAACUAAUAUUUUGUGUUUUAAUGCAGUGUAAUUCAGCGUGAGGGAUAGGCGCCGCCCAUCUGUAGAGGUAAACAAAGUGUAUCUUCGUCAUUCACCGAGCAUAAUCAAGCUCGGACACAGCAGCCAUCAUCUGUCGUCGUCAGUAAAUGGAAAUACUUAUUAAUUAGCUAUGAAUUGCCGCUCAGAGGUUCUUGAAGUAACAGUGGAGGCGAGGCAGGUGGAAGAAGCUAUGCUGGCUUUGCUGCACACCAUUUUACUGCAUCGCAGCUCCGGGAAGUUUCACUACAAAAAGGAGGGCACCUACUCCAUAGGUACCGUGGGCACACUUGACAUCGACUGCGACUUCAUCGACUUCACCUUCGUCAGAGUGUCCUCCGAAGAGCUGGACAGAGUGAUCAGUAAAGCUGUGUCUGAGUUUAAGGACGCUUUGAGCAACACUGGCAGCGAUGGCAUGGGGCAAAUCUCCCUGGAGUUUUACCAGAAGAAGAAGUCUCGCUGGCCUUUUUCUGACGAAUGUAUUCCCUGGGAAGUGUGGAGCAUCAAGGUCAACGUUGUCAACCUGGCCAAUGAACAGGAGAGGCAGAUCUGCAGGGAGAAAGUGGGAGAGAAGCUUGGCGAGAAGGUGAUCAAUGUUGUCGAGGUCAUAAACCGACAUGAAUACCUGCCAAAGAUGCCCACCCAGUCUGAAGUGGACAAUGUUUUCGACACCAGUCUCAAAGAUGUCCAGCCGUAUCUUUAUAAAAUCACCUACCAGAUCACAGACUGUCUGGGCACCUCCGUCAGCACUACAGUGAGAAGGCUUCUCAAAGACACCCUGUCACUGUGAGGAGGCUCCAAGACACAGAGAAGAAACAUCUGGAUGAUUCUAUCCAGAACUGUAUAUACAGUUAUGCCUGCAACUCUUUUUAUGACCAAAAACACGAUUUAAAAGCUCUACUGCUGCUACAAUAAAGUAGUGUCAGUGUAACCUGCUAAUCUUAUACCUUCUGAUGUCUCUGCUGUGGUUUCAGUAUAGCUUAUACCUUUUUAGGCAUUUUGAUUAUGUAUUGUCGAUUUGAAAAACAUAUUUGGAUUUUUGAAAGCUUUCCAAAGUACCUGACAACAUCUAUAAAAGCAACUUUAACACAGUAGCAAAUGAGUCUAACUAUCAAUUGAAUUCUUAUUUUCUUCGAGUUGUGUUGUUGAUGCCAAUCUGUAAAUUAUUGUUAAUCUUUCAAAAUAAAUGUUGUUCAUUGUA